ACACAGAUCUGCAUGACAUUUAAAUAUCUGAUCACCUAUUGGAAGAUGGUACUGGCUUUAUAAAGGGGGUGAGGAUCAUAAAGCAUUCAUACGGAAUCUAAUACAAGUGAGCCAUGGCAGUGUUUGAUCAUCUUGGGCUGGUGUCUCUGGCGGUGUUGAUGCUGGCGUCUCAGCUGGACUUCACCAGUGCUGCUGUUCGGGUGUUUGGCUUACAUGCCAGGGACCUCACCGGUGAUCCUGCCGGAAACGAUCCUGAUCCAUACGUUAAGGUCUGGUGUGCCUCUACUUUUGGAGGGAUGACAGAAUUUCGCAGGGAUAGCGCUAAUCCUUCAUGGUCUGCAGAAUUCAACUUCCCAAAUUGCGAAGCAAAGGAUGACCUGAAAUUUCAGGUGUGGGACAAAGACCUGAAUUUUGAUGAUAACUUGGGCACGUGUGUAAGACAGGUGCAAUAUGGGUCUUCCACCGGUACUUGUGAUCUGAAAAAUGGAGCCCUGUAUUACAGCUUUGAAGCAGCCAGGUAUUUGUAAAGCUGUUUACACGGUUAGUUCCACACCAGCAUUUUUUUUUUAAAGCUGCUUUAAAACAAACCUCCACUGUAACAAGCCUGAUAUAAUAAAGUAGAACAGUACUGAAUGUUUUGCACUGUUCAUCAAAAUCUUUAAUUGUCUAUUCACUAACAAAAGAUGCUAAUAAAAGUCUUAAACCAA
Cyprinus carpio (common carp) is the source of this 707-nucleotide messenger RNA. RefSeq names its product perforin-1-like. The record is from RefSeq and is a predicted model, not a curated record. Lineage: Eukaryota; Metazoa; Chordata; Actinopteri; Cypriniformes; Cyprinidae.